This is a messenger RNA of Miscanthus lutarioriparius, 930 nucleotides long. The record is from the annotation of a GenBank genome assembly. Lineage: Eukaryota; Viridiplantae; Streptophyta; Magnoliopsida; Poales; Poaceae.
AUGGUGACCGGCGUCGGCGGCGGCGUCACGCGGUUCAAGGCCGGCGACACGGUCGGCGUGGGCUACUUCGUCGGCUCCUGCCGCUCCUGCGACAGCUGCGGGAAGGGGAACGAGAACUACUGCGCCGGGGUCGUGCAAACCUCCAACGGCGUCGACCACGCGCACGGCGGCGUGCCCACCAGGGGGGUGUUCUCCGACGUCAUCGUCGUGAACGAGCACUACGUGGUCCGGGGGGGUGUUCUCCGACGUCAUCGUCGUGAACGAGCACUACGUGGUCCGCGUCCCGGACGUCCUGGCGCUGACCGCACCGCGCCGCUGCUCUGCGCCGGCGUCACCGUCUACAGCCCCAUGAUGCGCCACGGCCUCAACGAGGCCGGCAAGCACCUCGGCGUCGUGGGGCUCGGCGGCCUCGGCCACGUCGCCGUUAAGUUCGGCAAGGCGUUCGGGAUGAAGGUCACCGUCAUCAGCGCGUUCGGGAUGAAGGUCACCGUCAUCAGCAAGCGCCAGGAGGCCAUCGAGCACCUCGGCGCCGACGAGUUCUUGAUCAGCCGGGACCCGGAGCAGAUGAAGGCGGCGACGGGCACCAUGGACGGCAUCAUCGACACGGUGUCAGCGUGGCACCCGAUCACGCCGCUGCUUGCGCUGCUGAAACCGUUGGGGCAGAUGGUGAUCGUGGGCGGGCCGAGCAAGCCGCUGGAGCUGCCGGCGUACGCCUUCCUGCCAGGCGGGAAGGGCGUGGCUGGGAGCCUUGUCGGCAGCGUCGGGGACUGCCAGGCCAUGCUUGAGUUCGCGGGGAAGCACGGCAUCGGCGCCGAGGUGGUGGUCAUCAAGAUGGACUACGUCAACACGGCGAUCGAGCGGCUCGAGAAGAAUGACGUCCGCUACCGCUUCGUCAUCGACGUCGCCGGCAGCCUCGGCUCUGCCGCCUAG